GUUGCUAGUGGCAACUUGACAGCAGCGCAACGCCGCUGUCACGUCUUUCGUUUUCGUUUCUGCUCCUGAAACCUGGGUUAUGUUAACGUUGUAGUUGUUGGAAAGGAACAUGGCUGGCUUGGAGGUGUUGUACACUCACGUCGCGGGCAGCAUCAGCUGUCCACAGGACGCCGUGCUGUGCUUCGUCCACUGGGAGAUGAUAACCAGCGGAUACAGGUGCCUCGGCUCCGGAGACGAGCCUCGCAGCACUGAUAAGAAGUCAGAGUUGCUGCCUGCUGACUGGAACAGCAACAAGGAGCUGUACACUCUGCGUUACCAAGGCAAAGACAGCAAUGCCCAACUCCUGCUCAAAGCCAUCGCUGUGGACUCCACUUUAAUCUUCAAUGUCAUGACCUCCAGCACACAGCAGGUAUCAGACCUGACGGUCAACAUCAGUGAUCACGUGGAUGCUGACCAGCUGCACACAUUUGACAGUGUCUUCAAAGACGUGGCUAGCUUGUCAGAGAAGGUGAAGACGCAGCUGCUGCCCUCCCAGGGCAGACCGGUGGGACGGAAGGCAGAGAAGAAGAGUCAGAGAGACAAGGAAGAAGAGGAGAGACAGAGAGGAGAGGACAGCGACCCUCUGCGCAUUCCCCCUCGACAUCCUCGCCACAACACACCGCCACACUGGCCCCCUGGCCCCAUGGUUCCUCCAUUUGCAGCUGGAGGAGCAGAUCUGGAUCCCUUUGGGUCUCGCGGUGGUGGUGGGAUGAUAGUUGACCCGUUGAGGUCGGGGUAUCCCCGCUCUGGUUUUGACCCAUCAAGCGGCAUUCCAGACAUCCUGCCCCCCGGGGCUGUUCCUCCUGGGGCCCGCUUUGACCCGUUUGGACCCGUGGGACGACACCGACCAGGGCCGGACCCAGACCACAUGCCACCGCCUGGCUACGACGACAUGUUCAUGUAGGGCUUCUGGGUUUCUACUGAUUCAUCCAACAGCUCCCUGUCUCUCAGCCAACAGGGCAGGGUUUGGUGCCCCAAAUAAAGCUCUUCUUUUUGUCUUCUAUUUUUUGAGGAGGGUCAUUUUUAUACAUUCGAAACAAACGAUCUCUCUGCACUUAAAGUAGAAAAACAGAGUGCAUUCCAUCAUUGAGGUAUUCUUUACUUUUGUCAGUGCAGAGGCUAAAGCAUUACUACACACAACAGAAACAGUCAUUUGUGAUGUUCCUGGCCUUUCACUGUGAUCAGGCUCUGCUUUUUUUUUUUUUUUUUUUUUUUUUUGUACAUUAGUACGCCUGGACAGUGGAGUAGAAAGCCAAAUCAUGUUCAGUUCGUAUAACUAAUGUAUAACUAUAUAACACAUGUAUAAGUAACACACUCUUGAUGCAAAAUUAAUGUUAAAAUGCAUUGCAAAUCAGUUUCAGCCAGAGUGAAGUGAUGUGCUCUGAUGGAAAAAAAAAAAAAAAACAACUAAAAUGCAGUUGAUGUAAUACUGACAUCAGAAAAAAUCUUGACUGAUGUUUUUUGUUCUCUUGGACUAUAACUAAAAUAAUGGAUGUGGAAGUGCAUUUUAUUAAACUCAGAGCAAUAGAGGCACUUAUACACUGGAAUAUAUUCAAACAUCUUUCUGUCUGUUCUGCUUUGUCCUCAUAAAGUCGUAGUCUGACUGGCAUACAUGCAUCUGGAAUUCUUGCUUGAGUUUUUGGACUUGAGACAGCCUGUGCUAUGCUUUGAGGCUGGGUGGACUUGGAUGUAGACAGGCUGUCCUGUAGUUGAAAGGUCACAAGUUCGAUCCCCAUGUGUGUAUCCUGUUAAAGUGUCCUUGAGCAAGACACCGGUGUCCUUGUGCUGUCAUUCCAAGUCACUCUAGAUAAGAAAUGUAAAAAUGAAGUAGCCAGAUAGCAUCUCCUUUGUCAAGUCUCUCCUCCCCAAAGGCAAAGCCCUCUUUGUCUUUCUAACCUAAAAAAAAGAAAGACUAACAAUCUGUUUAGAUUCUCAUCACCCCUUUGCACUGUGUCAUGUAGUUAAUAAUUUAUUGAUAAAAAUUUUACAUGACUUUGCUCUUUUUUUGAAUUGCCACUUCUAUUGUGGUUAUACUGAGUGAAAGGGUUUAAGAGCUGAUUGUUCUUUACAUUUGGUGAUGUUUGGCUUGCUGUUAACUUAAAGACCUGCUUGGUCUUGCCAAAAAUGCUUCAAUAAAAAUCUGAGACUUUA
Myripristis murdjan (pinecone soldierfish) is the source of this 2190-nucleotide messenger RNA. It is a transcript of the gene psmf1, whose product is annotated as proteasome inhibitor subunit 1. Gene Ontology annotation, biological process: proteasome-mediated ubiquitin-dependent protein catabolic process. The record is from RefSeq and is a predicted model, not a curated record. NCBI's taxonomy places the organism in Eukaryota, Metazoa, Chordata, Actinopteri, Holocentriformes, Holocentridae. The transcript has 7 exons. The coding region runs from base 110 to 943 and encodes 277 amino acids. Gene Ontology annotation, molecular function: endopeptidase inhibitor activity; proteasome binding.